UAAUGAGUGAAGGAUAAUUCCAGUAGCUCAUAAGAGGGCUCAGCGCUGCGAUAAAAGACCUUGACCAGCUGUAGCAACUGUCUUUCCGAUUCCCCCUUUUUAACUCGUCAAUCCAUAACCCAGAAAUCAGAUCACAAUUGAUUACCCUGAUGUCGGCUAUUUUCUUGCCAGUCAUUCGUCAUGCGUGCAUCAACACAGUUAAGAAGAUUGUUCACAGAUACUAGCUAUAAAGCGUGCCUGACAGCUAAUUGAAAUGCCUCAAAGUUCGGUAUCAGGUGUUACAAGGUGAGGAAGCAAAAGACAUUCGCUGAAGAGCGACAAUAAUUUUCGCGUAUGGACUUUAAAAAUGUCAAAAAUGACGAAAUCUUUUGGCGACAUCAAUAAUGUGACGAAGAAUACGUGACCGCAACUAAGGUGUCAAGUAUUAUUAUCCCAACUUUACCCGGGUGUUCAGCAGCGAAGAUCAGAAGACAUAUCUCAUUCAUCCAUACAGCGCGGGCACGUUUGUACCGCCUUGGCACGGUAUCACUGCCGAGUGGUGAACGAUUAGUCAAAUAUCCAAGCGCUUCCACCGCUGUGCGAUCAGCCGUACCCAUAUAUUACUGAAGAGCUAUGAAACGAAGUUGUUUCCCGGUUCCCUAUUCUAUAGAAUUUCUAUCAACAACCGAUGCUGAUCCCAUUGUUCACUCAUCCUAAUGCAUUUCAUACACUCCUUGUUAACUCUAUCGCUGGCAAACACAGCAUCAGCACACACGAUCUUCUGCCAGCUUAAAACAAGCCAGCAAACCUAUGCUGUGUCCUAUGGCAUCCGGACACCCUCCUACGAUGGACCUCAAACAGAUGUAAACUCGGCUAAUUUGGCUUGCAACGGGCCGCCUAACCCAACGACACCUUCAAAUAAGGUCAUCGACGUAGCGGCCGGUAAUACAGUUAGUGCUAUUUGGCGCCACACUCUUCAAUCGGGAUCAAACGAUGUGAUGGACCCCGGACAUAAGGGGCCGGUAAUGGCAUAUCUCAAGAAAGUUUCCAAUGCCACUCAAGACAGCGGUGUAGGAAGUGGAUGGUUCAAAAUUCAAGAGUCAGGUUUCACCAACGGUAUCUGGGGGACCGAUAUUGUGAUAAACAGUGGUGGAAACCAGCAGAUUCGUAUUCCGGAUUGUAUCGAACCCGGACAAUAUUUAUUACGAGCUGAAAUGAUUGCUCUCCACGGAGCGCGAUCCGUUAAUGGUGCUCAACUAUACAUGGAAUGCGCUCAAAUCAACAUCAAGGGGAGUAAGGGGACGAAGAAGCCUGCUACAUCAAGUAUCCCAGGCAUUUAUAAGUCAAAUGACCCUGGCCUAUUGAUUGAUAUUUACAAUAACCCGCCUACCAACAGUAAUCCAUAUAGGAUACCUGGCCCCGCACUAUUCACAUGUUAAGAUGGCUUCUCGCACCCAUAGAGGCCACCAUAAAUGAAGGUUUAGAGAUGGAACUUGACUGUCGUGUUCACAUAUAAGGGCAGAGAUCUGGGCUUGGAACUUGAUGCUAUUCACAAUAUAAUGAUCAACUAGGGCUGCAUAAGUCCUUGAUCAACCAAUUCCUUCUUGGCCC
This is a messenger RNA of Xylaria bambusicola, 1590 nucleotides long. RefSeq names its product glycoside hydrolase family 61 protein. Lineage: Eukaryota; Fungi; Ascomycota; Sordariomycetes; Xylariales; Xylariaceae. The transcript is spliced from 10 exons. The coding region runs from base 696 to 1418 and encodes 240 amino acids. The record is from RefSeq and is a predicted model, not a curated record.